AUGGAAACAUCAUCGCUACUUCCUCCCCCCUCGCAUACUGUUCACCUCUGGGACGCGCAGACAGGGAAUCUCCUCCGCACACUGGCUGGCUACGGCACAGCUACCGCCUCUGUCCUCUUCACUCCCGACUCCACAACCCUACUCUCAAAUUCUGGCCGUAUAAUUCACGUCUGGGACGUCACAACCGGUGACCUCGAAUUGUUACUUGAGGGUCACGCCAAGCGAAUCUCUACUAUGACUCUCUCACCCGAUGGUACAACGCUCGCUACCGGAAGCAAAGACCGUACUGUCAUGUUAUGGGACACAAAGACCGGAGAUUGCUUGCAAUUGUUAGAGGGACAUGGCGAUGAAACUUGGGGAGUUGCGUUUUUAGGUGAUGGGAAGAGGUUGGUGACUAGUGAUGAUGGUGGGACGGUGUUGCUUUGGGAGGUAGAUUUGGGCUGA
Aureobasidium musti is the source of this 444-nucleotide messenger RNA. The record is from the annotation of a GenBank genome assembly. Lineage: Eukaryota; Fungi; Ascomycota; Dothideomycetes; Dothideales; Saccotheciaceae.